This is a messenger RNA of Meyerozyma guilliermondii ATCC 6260, 1644 nucleotides long. RefSeq lists its product as uncharacterized. Gene Ontology annotation, cellular component: membrane. Gene Ontology annotation, biological process: carbohydrate transport; transmembrane transport. Gene Ontology annotation, molecular function: carbohydrate:proton symporter activity. The record is from RefSeq and is a predicted model, not a curated record. Bases 1 to 1644 code for a protein of 547 amino acids. The transcript has a single exon. Lineage: Eukaryota; Fungi; Ascomycota; Pichiomycetes; Serinales; Debaryomycetaceae.
AUGGAUUCAAGAGCAAGCACCAGUGUUAAUGGUAAAAAGAAUUAUGAAGUAACUGUAGAAGUGGAGGUCAAUGAAGCGGAGGAACAAAUUCUCAAUGCUCUUCAGGAGACAGAGAAAGUUGUUGAGAAUGACAAGAACCUCAAGGUAAUGGAAGCCAUAAAGCUCUAUCCUAAGGAGAUUUUUUGGUCUUGUGUCUUUUGUAUUGGCGUGGUGAUGUGUGGCUAUGAUGCAGCGAUUAUUACUUCUUUUUAUGCUCUCCCAGCAUUCCAAAAGGCUUUUGGUGAACAGGAUGCUAACGGGAAGUACUUCAUUCUGGCUCCAUGGCAGACUGCGCUCGGAAUGGGUUCGCCUAUUGGUCAAGUUAUCGGUACUUUGGGCAUCACCUAUCCCUUGGAGUUGUUUGGUAGGAAAUGGACAUACAUGGUUAUUUGUUUGGCUAGCGUGGGGCUAGUGUUCAUGCAAUUUUUUGCGCCAUCAUUAGCUGUUUUAACAGCCGGUGAGAUCUUGGCCGGAAUUCUUUGGGGUUCUAUGGUUUUGAUAGGACCUACUUACGCUUCGGAGGUGUCUCAUAUACGACUUCGGGGAAUCUUAACCGCAAUGAAUAAUAUGGCAUUCGUGAUAGGUCAAUUUAUUGCCAGCGGUAUGUCUCAAGCUUUUGCAACCAAUAGCACUAAAUGGGCUUACAAAAUUCAGUUUGCUGUGCAGUGGGUCUGGCCGUUGUUAAUUAUAGCCAUGCUUCCGUUUGCUCCAGAAUCGCCAUAUUGGCUUGUUCGGAAAUCGAGAUUUGAGGAUGCAAGAAGAUCAUUGAAAAGUCUCUCGUCCGCAAAUACUUCACCAAUUGAAAUAGAAGAUCGGCUAAAUGUGAUAGCUCAGACCGAUAGCCUCGAGCGACAAUUGGAAAAAACUACUUCCUAUUUUGAUCUCUUCAGAGGAACCAAUUUUAUAAGGACAGAAAUCUGUUGCAUGGUGUAUUCCAUUCAAGUAUUCUGUGGGGUUCCUUUCGCAACUGGCUAUUCUACCUAUUUUUUUGAAUUAGCGGGAAUUUCAACAAGCGUUGCAUUCGACUUGACGUUGGGCUCGUCAGCUAUAGGCUUCGUUGGUACUUGCUGUUGUUGGGUUCUCUUAUCAUAUUGUGGAAGAAGACGGUUUUAUAAUUUUGGCUUGGCCAUUACGACCGGUUUGUUGUUCGUGAUUGGCUUAUUAGACUUACCCUCAAAUUAUACUGCCAAGCCUGGUUUAGCAUGGACACAAGCUACAAUGAUGUUGAUUUGGUCAUUUAUUUACCAAGUCUCCACGGGGCCGUUGUGCUUUGUCUACAUCGGAGAAAUUCCAUCUACAAUUUUAAAGAGUAAAACAAUUGCAUUCUCAACAGCAAUGCAAGCGUGUUGGUACAUUGUGGCUACUAUAGCUUUGCCCUAUAUGUUGAUUCCAAAUGAAGGUAACAUGAGAGGAAAAACUUCAUUUGUAUUUGGGGGCAUGUCUUUGCUUUGUAUGGUAUGGUCUUAUUUUAGGCUUCCCGAGACUGAAGGCAGAAGCUUUGAAGAGUUGGAUAUUUUGUUUCACAAAAAGGUCUCCCCUAGAAAAUUCAAAAAGACCCUUUUGUUCGAAAGCGAGAAAGUUGAGGAAGACGAUACUCAAGUGUAA